Uranotaenia lowii is the source of this 3639-nucleotide messenger RNA. RefSeq lists its product as uncharacterized. Gene Ontology annotation, molecular function: nucleic acid binding. Lineage: Eukaryota; Metazoa; Arthropoda; Insecta; Diptera; Culicidae. The record is from RefSeq and is a predicted model, not a curated record. The coding region runs from base 1 to 3639 and encodes 1212 amino acids. Gene Ontology annotation, biological process: DNA integration. The transcript has 3 exons.
AUGUUACUUGGAGAAGGACUACCACAGCUUACAGAAUCGGUUUUCGGCUGGGUGGUGUCCGGGGAAGUUUCACAUAACAGUCAACCUCAACUCACGACCUGCAACAUGGCAGCUUCAGGUACGAUGGAGGAAAUUAUGGAGCGAUUUUGGUCUUGCGAGGAGAUUUCGGAUUCUUGCAACUACUCUCCCGACGAGGCGCGCUGUGAGGAACAGUUUGGGCGCACAUUUCGUCGAAAUUCGGAUGGACGGUAUAUCGUGACACUUCCCAAAAUCGAACACGAAUUGGAAAAACUAGGAAACUCAGAAGGCACAGCUCGCAGGAGGUUUUUCAGCUUGGAGAGAAGAUUAACAAGGGACGCAAAUUUGCAUGAUCAGUACAAAGAAUUCAUGGCAGAGUACUUGAGGCUAGGACACAUGAAGAAGGUGGAAGGCGCUGAAUUAAGCAACCCAAACCGCGUUUACUUACCACAUCAUCCUGUCGUGAAGGAAUCCAGCACAACGACAAAAGUGAGGGUGGUUUUCGACGCGUCAGCAAAUACAUCGACUGGAGUUUCAUUAAACGACGCCCUCUACGUAGGUCCUGUAAUUCAACAAGAUCUUCGAGCGAUCGUGUUGCGCUGUCGGACGAGACAAGUUAUGCUGGUUGCGGACGUAGAGAAAAUGUUCCGGCAAAUCAUCAUGGAUCCAUCCGAUUGUCCGCUGCAGAGCAUAUUCUGGAGGUUCGAUUCACAGCAGGAAUUAGGUACAUACGAGCUCACCACGGUUACAUAUGGUACGAAGCCAGCACCUUUUCUGGCUACUCGAGCACUAAAACAGUUGGCAACAGACGAGCAACAGCGGUUUCCACUAGCGGCGGAGACAAUAUUCAAGGAUGUCUAUAUGGACGACAUCAUAACCGGAUCGGAUGAUACCGAAACUACGAUUGUACUGCGGAAACAGUUGGAUGGCUUGACGAGCAGCGGUGGUUUUCCCCUUCGGAAAUGGGCAUCCAAUAAAAUCGAGGUUUUACAAGGCGUUCCAAUUGAACACUGUGCCUUUCCCCAAGCAGAAGGCAUUACAUGGGACAACGAUACGACGGUGAAGGCGUUGGGGCUAACGUGGAUGCCAAAAUUGGAUUGCUUUCGAUAUCAAUUCGAUAUUCCCCAAGUUGAUUCCGAUCAUCAAUGGACAAAACGGAAAAUUCUUUCGAUCAUAGCGACAUUAUUUGAUCCUUUAGGACUUUUAGGAGCAACUAUUAUCGUCGCAAAGCUUCUAAUGCAACAACUUUGGGCUCUGAAGGACGGAAAGGGAAGAAGGCUGGAUUGGGACGAUGCAGUUCCGAUAAAUGUUCAAAGGGAUUGGAAUAGCUAUUAUCAGCAAUUGUCAAUUCUCAACAAUCUACGGAUUCCAAGGUGCAUCAUACUUCCAAAAGCGGUUCUAAUUCAGGUUCACUGCUUCUCAGACGCUUCUGAGAAAGCAUACGGAGCCUGCAUUUAUUUUCGUAGCACAGAUGCAUCAGGACACGUUGCAGUUCACCUUCUUACAGCUAAAUCUAAGGUCGCACCUCUCAAGACACAAUCUCUGCCUCGUCUAGAACUGAAUGGAGCGGUUCAUGCAGCAGAACUUUUCGAGAAGGUUUCAGAAUCCAUUGACAUUUCAUUCCCGGUUUUCUUUUGGACGGAUUCGACUUGCGUUUUACAAUGGAAUAAGGCUUCACCGAACACCUGGCAAAAAUACGUGGCGAAUCGAGUUUCGAAAAUUCAGGCAAUCACCGAGAAAUACAUUUGGAAACACGUUCCAGGGGUUGAAAAUCCUGCGGACCUUAUUUCGCGUGGAGUUCCACCAAACAGCUUAGAAGGAAUGAGACUUUGGUGGGAGGGUCCCACUUGGCUAAAAAAUCCACAGGAAGAAUGGCCAAAACCACCUAAAUCAAUGGAAGAUCCACCGGAGAAAAACAGCAAAACAAAUUCCUGUGUUGCAUCAGCGAAAUCAUCAUUUAUCGACGAAUUUAUUACCAAAUUUUCAUCGUAUUCUUCGCUUCUUAGAACUGCAGCAUAUUGUCGUCGUUUUGUUAACAUUAUUUGUAAAAACAACAGUAACAAAUACCCAGAAUUUCUGACCGUGGAAGAAAUUCGCGGUGCAGAACGUACUAUAAUUCGUAAGGUUCAGGAACAGGAAUUUGGCAAGGAAAUUAAUUCGUUAAAACAUAAAUCAGAAUUCCCUAAAGGCUCGAGUCUAAGAUAUUUCAAACUUCUGAUGGAGGCGGAUGGUGUUUUACACUUGAAUAGGAGAUUAGGCAAUUCGAUGGAACCACCGGAUACGAAAUAUCCCGCUGUUUUACCUGGAAAACACCCCCUAACUGAUCUGAUAUUCCAGCACUAUCAUCACCAAUAUUUACAUGCUGCUCCUCAGCUGUUAUUGAACGUUGUUCGGUUGAAAUUCUGGCAUUUAGGAGGAAGAGAUAUCGCAAAAAGGAUUGUUCAUAAAUGCGUACGUUGUUUUAAGGCAAAACCAAAACGCAUACAUCAGCAAUUGGGGCAGUUACCCUCAGCCAGAGUUACGGUUUCAAAACCAUUUGCGAAGGUGGGGAUCGAUUUUUUUGGACCAGUAUACAUCAGCGCAGGUCGACGUAAAGCAGCUUUGAAGACGUAUGUGGCGGUAUUUGUAUGUAUGUGUACCAAGGCAGUACACUUCGAACAUGUUGCUGAUUUAUCAACGGAGAGGUUCCUUCAAGCCUUACGAAGAUUUCUGGGACGUCGAGGCCGAAUAACAGACAUCUACUCGGAUAACGGAACCAAUUUCGUAGGAGCGAGGAAUCAACUACGUGAAUUAUUCCAACUGCUCAAGGAUCCAGCGCAUCGGGAGAAGGUGUCACGGUUCUGCACUGAUGAGGAAAUACGAUGGCACUUCAAUCCCCCAGGAGCACCACAUUUCGGCGGUUUGUGGGAGGCCGCAGUCCGUUCAGCGAAAUUUCACUUACUACGAGUGCUCGGUGGGCAGCCGGUAGGAGCAGAGGAUUUUUCGACGUUGCUGGUGCAGGUCGAGGCUUGCCUCAAUUCACGUCCGCUAACACACCUGAGUGAUGAUCCGCUGGAUUUUGCACCUUUAACAGCCGGACACUUCUUAACAGGUGAAUCGUUACAGGCUUUACCAGAAGAAGAUCUUACUGAGGUUCCAAUUAAUCGCUUAGACCGUUGGCAGCUGAUUCAGAGGAAAUUCCAAGACCUCUGGCGUCGUUGGCACAAGGAGUACAUUUCGCAAAUGCAAGCAAAAUCAAAACAUUGGAUCUCAGAGACUAAAAUAGUAGUUGGGCGCUUAGUACUCAUCGCUGAUGAGAACCAACCUCCCAUGAGAUGGCGAUUAGGGAGGAUUACGGCAGUGUUCCCAGGAAAGGAUGGUGUAACCAGAGUAGCAGAAUUGAAAACGGCCACUGGCAUUCUUACACGACCGGUAGUCAAGCUUUGUUUUCUACCAAUCAACGAAGAACCAGUCGCUUCUGAGGAGAAUCAACAUCACAGCAGCACAUCAAGUCAAGGACAUCCGCCGAAGGUUCACCCGAACAGUCAUCAUGAUAACCAGAAGCCUUCGGAAAUCGGAGCAGGAGAAUACGGAUAUGCUAUAGCAACUUACAAUUUCAUCCGCGACGGACAGCUGGAAUGA